Molecule: messenger RNA, 4536 nt
Organism: Diceros bicornis minor
Lineage: Eukaryota; Metazoa; Chordata; Mammalia; Perissodactyla; Rhinocerotidae
Gene: TRAPPC9
Product: trafficking protein particle complex subunit 9
Exons: 24
Coding region: 429-3932 (1167 amino acids)
Cellular component (GO): trans-Golgi network
Source: RefSeq, a predicted model, not a curated record
CUUCUCCCUCCCUCAUCUUCUCUCCUUUCCCCCUCCAGGUCCCUCCUUACCCCUCUUUUCCUCCUCCCUCCCUUCCUCCUCCCCUUUCCUCCCUCCCCUCCUCCCCGCUUCUCCCGCCCCGGUCUCCCUCCCUUCCUUCUCCCGGUCCCUCCGUUCCCCCCUUCCUCCUCCCUCUGUUUCUCUCUUCUCUGUCCCUCCUCCCUUCUCCUCCUCCCUCCCUUGCUUCCCCGCCGUCUCUCUCAAAACCCGGAGCGGAUCGCCGGCCCGGGACUAGCCUCGCGCAUGCGCCGGAGCGGCGCCGGCUCGGCCGACAGUCGGAAGCGCCAGCCCUGAGCCGGGGGAGCGGCUGCAGAGGCUGCUCCGCCGCGCCGCCGGCCAGGCCGUUGGCUCCUGCUCCGGGCCCGGGGCUACCGGCUGUGGACUUCAAAAUGAGCGUCCCUGACUACAUGCAGUGUGCUGAGGACCACCAGACUCUCCUUGUGGUGGUCCAGCCUGUGGGGAUCGUCUCGGAAGAGAACUUCUUCAGGAUCUACAAGAGGAUUUCCUCUGUGAGCCAGAUCAGCGUUCGAGACUCCCAGCGUGUGCUCUACAUCCGCUACAGACACCACUACCCACCCGAGAACAACGAGUGGGGCGACUUCCAGACCCACCGCAAAGUCGUGGGCCUCAUCACCAUCACAGACUGCUUCUCGGCCAAGGAUUGGCCGCAGACCUUUGAGAAGUUCCACGUGCAGAAGGAGAUCUAUGGCUCCACGCUCUAUGACUCCCGGCUGUUUGUCUUUGGGCUGCAGGGUGAGAUCGCCGAGCAGCCACGCACCGACGUGGCCUUCUACCCCAACUACGAGGACUGUGAGACGGUAGAGAAGAGGAUCGAGGACUUCAUCGAGUCGCUCUUCAUUGUGCUCGAGUCCAAGCGUCUGGAUAGGGCCACAGACAAGUCUGGGGAUAAGAUCCCCCUUCUCUGUGUCCCAUUUGAGAAAAAAGACUUUGUAGGAUUGGACACAGAUAGCAGACAUUACAAGAAGCGGUGCCAAGGACGCAUGCGGAAACAUGUGGGGGACUUAUGCCUGCAGGCUGGGAUGCUGCAGGACUCCUUGGUCCAUUACCACAUGUCGGUGGAGCUUCUCCGCUCAGUGAAUGACUUCUUGUGGCUUGGAGCUGCCCUUGAAGGGUUGUGUUCGGCUUCUGUCAUCUAUCACUAUCCUGGUGGAACCGCUGGUAAGGCUGGAGCUCAAAGGGUCCCGGGCAGCUCGCUUCCUGCUGAAGCAGCCAACAGACACCGACCGGGGGCACAAGAAGUUCUCAUUGAUCCAGGUGCCCUAACCACCAAUGGCAUAAAUCCCGACACCAGCGCUGAAAUUGGACGUGCUAAGAACUGUCUUAGCCCUGAAGACAUAAUUGACAAAUAUAAGGAGGCCAUUUCCUAUUACAGCAAGUAUAAGAACGCUGGAGUGAUCGAGUUAGAAGCCUGUGUCAAAGCUGUGCGUGUCCUCGCCAUUCAGAAGCGGAGCAUGGAAGCUUCAGAAUUUCUCCAGAAUGCAGUUUACAUUAAUCUUCGCCAGCAAGAAAGUAAGAGGAAAUCCUCAGAGGCCAAAACAACCAAAAAGCAGGGAUUCUGGAAGCUUUCUGAAGAAGAAAAAAUUCAGCGAUACAGCAUCCUCUCUGAGCUCUAUGAGUUGAUCGGCUUCCGUCGCAAGGCGGCGUUCUUCAAGCGCGUGGCUGCUAUGCAGUGUGUGGCCCCGAGCAUCUCGGAGCCUGGGUGGAGGGCCUGCUACAAACUCCUCCUGGAGACGCUUCCAGGCUACAGUCUGUCCCUGGAUCCAAAAGACUUCAACAAAGGCACGCACCGAGGCUGGGCCGCCGUCCAGAUGCGUUUGCUUCAUGAGUUGGUCUAUGCCUCCCGGAGGAUGGGGAAUCCUGCUCUUUCUGUCAGGCACUUGUCGUUCUUGUUACAGACCAUGCUGGAUUUUUUGUCAGAUCAAGAAAAGAAAGAUGUGACUCAAAGCCUGGAGAACUAUACAUCCAAAUGUCCUGGGACGAUGGAACUCAUCACUCUCCCAGAUGGCCUCACGCUGCCUCCGGUGCCCUUCACCAAACUGCCCAUUGUCAGGCGAGUGAAACUGUUGAACCUUCCUGCCAGCCUCCGGCCACAGAAAAUGAAAAGCUUGCUGGGUCAGAACGUGUCAACCAAGAGCCCCUUCAUCUACUCACCGAUUAUCGCACACAACCGUGGAGAAGAGCGGAACAAGAAAAUAGAUUUCCAGUGGGUUCAAGGAGAUGUAUGUGAGGUUCAGCUGAUGGUAUAUAACCCAAUGCCAUUUGAACUCCGAGUUGAAAACAUGGGGCUUCUCACGAGUGGCGUGGAGUUCGAGUCUCUCCCUGCAGCGCUUUCCCUUCCAGCUGAAUCUGGUCUUUACCCGGUGACGCUCGUUGGGGUCCCACAGACGACUGGAACGAUUACUGUGAAUGGUUACCAUACCACGGUCUUUGGUGUCUUUAGUGACUGUUUGCUGGACAACCUCCCGGGAAUAAAGACCAGCGGCUCCACAGUCGAAGUCAUUCCUGCUCUGCCCAGACUCCAGAUCAGCACUUCUCUGCCCAGAUCUGCACAUUCAUUGCAACCUUCCUCUGGUGAUGAAAUAUCUACUAAUGUGUCGGUCCAGCUUUACAAUGGAGAAACUCAGCAACUUGUCAUUAAAUUGGAAAACAUUGGAAUGGAACCGCUGGAGAAACUGGAAGUCACCUCAAAAAUUCUCACCACCAAAGAAAAAUUGUAUGGCGACUUCUUGAGCUGGAAACUAGAAGACGCCCUUGCCCAAUUUCCUCUGCAGCCUGGAAAGGUGGCCACUGUCAUCAUCAACAUCAAAGUGAAGCUGGAUUUCUCCUGCCAGGAGACUCUCCUCCAAGAUCUCAGCGAUGAUGGAAUCAGUGUGAGCGGCUUUCCACUGUGCAGUCCCUUUCGACAAGUCGUUAGGCCUCGAGUGGAGAACAAACCCGUGAACCCACCUGAGGGCAGCAAACCUGGGGACUCGAGCCACGUGAAGACCCUGGAAGCUAUCCUGAAUUUCAAAUACUCUGGAGGCCCGGGCCACGCUGAAGGAUAUUACAGGAACCUCUCCCUGGGCCUGCAUGUAGAAGUUGAGCCAUCUGUGUUCUUCACCCGAGUCAGUACUCUGCCAGCAACCAGUACCCGGCAGUGCCACCUGCUCCUGGAUGUCUUCAACUCCAUGGAGCACGAGCUGACAGUCAGCGCCCGGAACAAUGAAGAGCUCAUCCUGCACGCCGGCGAGUGCCAGCGAAUGGCGAUUCAAGUGGACAAGUUCAACUUCGAGAAUUUCCCAGAAUCCCCUGGGGAGAAGGGACAAUUUGCAAAUCCAAAGCAGCUGGAAGAAGAGAGGCAGGAAGCUCGAGGCCUGGAGAUCAACAGCAAGCUGGACAUCCGCGAGGCUCACCCCUCUCUGAAGCGCACAGGCGAGGCGAGCGUGGAAGGACUCCUGAACCAGCUGGUCCUGGAGCACCUGCAGCUGGCUCCUCUGCAGUGGGACGUGCUGGUGGACGGGCAACCAUGUGACUGCGAGGCGGCGGCCUGCCAGGUGGGCGACCCCGUGCGGCUAGAGGUGCGGCUGACCAACCGGAGCCCGCGCAGUGUGGGGCCCUUCGCCCUCACGGUGGUCCCCUUCCAGGACCACCAGAACGGCGUGCACAACUACGACCUGCACAACGCUGUCUCCUUCGUGGGCUCCAGCACCUUCUACCUCGACGCGGUGCAGCCAUUGGGCCAGUCGGCCUGCCUGGGGGCCCUCCUCUUCCUCUACACGGGCGACUUCUUCCUCCUCAUCCGCGUCCACGAGGACAGCACGAGCAAGGAGCUGCCGCCCUCCUGGUUCUGCCUGCCCAGCGUGCACGUGCGCUCCCUGGAGGCGCAGGCUUGAGCCGCUCCUGCCCCGUCUGGGUCCCUGUGCCCAGAGAGCCGUGGGGGCAAGGCCUUCGCUGCAGCUCCUGUCCCCUCCUCCCAGCCCCACCCCUCUCCUCCCCUUCCUCCUUCAGCAUCCUUUCCAGGCUGUGCAGGAGACCCCAGACAUGGCAGCCUCCCCUCUUCCCACACUGGCCACCGGGGUCCUUCUGCUGGAGCCUGGCAUGCAGGUGGAUGCUGACCAAACCCCAGAGGGUGGUGCCCGCCCAGCCCGGGUCCUGGGGUCCCUGCACCUCUUCCUGUGACCUGGGGCUCAGCCCAGCCAGUAGGAAGAAGAGGCGAGCGUGAGUGAGGGGCACAGCCCAGGUGGGCCUGAGGAGCCUCCCUCUGCCCUGUCGGCCACUGGAAUCCUCCGAGGGCUGCCUCUUCUCCCAGAGGCCCUGAGGCAGUCCAGGCAGGAGAGAUGGAGCCGUGAUUGACACCAAGAGGGGCCACCUGCCCCCUGCAGGCGAAUGUCUGGGCGGGUACCAGCUGUCCCGGGCCCUGGGCUGUUUCCAGAGGGCCGUGGCCUGUUUGUCUGUGUCUGUGACAAGUUCUCCAAUAAAGAGCCUGCCUUGCUUCUC